Messenger RNA from Uranotaenia lowii, 1503 nucleotides. RefSeq names its product AP-3 complex subunit mu-1 (gene carmine). The transcript has 6 exons. Gene Ontology annotation, biological process: intracellular protein transport; endocytosis. The record is from RefSeq and is a predicted model, not a curated record. The coding region runs from base 106 to 1350 and encodes 414 amino acids. Gene Ontology annotation, cellular component: clathrin adaptor complex; cytoplasmic vesicle. NCBI's taxonomy places the organism in Eukaryota, Metazoa, Arthropoda, Insecta, Diptera, Culicidae.
CGUGAGCAAAACACAUAAUCAAAGAAUUUCAACACAUCAUCAGUUUACAUGGUGCAGUUUUCUCCAAUAAUUUUUACUAAAAACUAUUAGAAAUUUAGGCUGAAAAUGAUUCACAGUUUGUUCAUCGUCAACCCGAGUGGCGAUGUAUUUCUCGAAAAGCACUGGCGCAGCGUUGUAUCCCGGACAUGUGUGUCCUACUUCUUGGAUGUGCAGCGAGAGUCCCCCAAUGACGUUCCACCGGUAAUAUCAACACCGCACCACUACUUGGUGUCCAUCCAACGGGGUGGUGUUUCACUAGUGGCAGCAUGUAAGCAGGAAUGUCCACCGCUAUUUGUCAUCGAGUUCCUGCACCGGGUAGUGGACACUUUUGAGGAUUAUUUCUCCGAGUGUACGGAAAGUAUCAUCAAGGAGAACUACGUGGUCGUUUACGAGCUGUUGGACGAAAUGUUGGACAAUGGAUUCCCUCUGGCCACGGAAAGUAACAUCCUGAAGGAAUUGAUCAAACCGCCGAAUAUUCUGCGCACCAUCGCCAACUCGGUGACGGGAAAAUCGAACGUAAGCGGCACUCUGCCCACAGGCCAGCUUUCGUCAAUUCCUUGGAGAAGAACCGGCGUCAAGUAUACCAACAACGAGGCAUAUUUUGACGUUGUGGAAGAAGUGGACGCAAUAAUAGACAAAAAUGGACAAACUAUUUUCGCUGAAAUUCAAGGCUAUGUUGAUUGUUGCAUCAAGCUAAGUGGAAUGCCCGAUCUAACUCUAUCGUUUAUGAAUCCAAGACUGUUUGACGAUGUUUCCUUCCACCCAUGCGUCCGCUUUAAACGCUGGGAAUCGGAAAGGAUUCUUUCCUUUAUCCCACCGGACGGGAACUUCCGGCUUAUGUCCUACCAUGUGGGUUCUCAAAGUGUUGUGGCUAUUCCGAUAUACGUUCGGCACAAUCUGAGCCUCAAACCGGGCGAACAGGGCCGAAUGGAUAUCACGGUCGGACCGAAAACUACCAUGGGUCGCAUCGUUGAAGGUGUCAAGCUGGAAAUCCGAAUGCCUAAAUCGGUACUGACCUGUGCUCUUCUAGCCAGCCAGGGCAAAUAUACAUUCGAUCCGGUGACCAAGGUGCUACAUUGGGACGUCGGUCGGAUCGAUGUUACUAAGCUUCCGAACAUUCGGGGCACGGUUUCGGUGGCCACGGGAUGCUCGGCCCUGGAAACCAGUAUCGAUAGAGUUCACUUCACCAUCUCCCAGCUGGCCGUAUCCGGACUCAAGGUGAAUCGGCUGGAUAUGUACGGUGAAAAGUACAAACCCUUCAAGGGUGUCAAGUACGUGACCAAGGCCGGAAAGUUCCAGAUACGUAUGUGAAACACGUAAUGCAAUCUUCCAUGCAGGUAAUCUCUGAAAUUAUUUACUUAUAUUGUAUUUUGCUUCACCGCUUAGAAGACUAUUAUGCGUUAAAUUAUUUGUCUUUUUCGCAAAACGAUCAGAAGACUCAUCAUUCCAUGAACAAAGGAAUAA